UCGUUGCGUGCAGCUCGUGGCAUCUCAACAAAGUCCCCCAAAGUCUCCAGUUACAUUUUGUGUGUUCCUUUGUGAUCUCGAACGAUAAGCGAACUCGACAAAAACCCCAAAUUAAAAUGGCAUUCAAGUACCUGAUCUUUGCCUCGGCGCUGUGCCUGAGCCUGGCCUAUCCGCUGGAGCAUCAGCAUCAGUACUACGACGAGAGCCACGGCUACGAGCACUUGGCCCACCACGAGCCAGAGCCGAUACAUGAGUAUGGACAGCAUCAUCAGAUUGAGCGCAUCUCGCUGGGCGAGGAGCAUGGACACCACGAGCAGGCCCACUAUGAGACCCACGAGCAUGAGCACGAGGACGAGCAUGUGGAUUAUUAUGCACCUCCCAAGUAUGCCUUCAAGUAUGGUGUCAAUGACUUCCACACUGGCGAUGUCAAGUCACAGCAUGAGACGCGCGAUGGCGACACCGUCAAGGGCCAGUACUCGCUGGUGGAGCCCGAUGGUUCCAUUCGCACCGUGGACUACACUGCCGACAAGCACAAUGGCUUCAAUGCCGUCGUCCACAAGACUGCACCCGUGCACCAUCAUGAGGAGCUGCACGAGCAGCAUCACUACUAGACGAGACGCGACGAGACCCGCAAAGGACAGGCCCGUAGACUACGUUUAACUUUGCACUAGAGUUAGCCAAAUUCAGCCUCAUCAGCCAAACAGAACAGAACAGACAUCCAGAACGAUCGAACGUGAAAUCAGCUUCAUAUCUCGUAAUUAGGAAACAUCAGCGCACACACACAUGCCACAUGCCACAUGCCACAUGCCACAAGCCCCAAAUGGCAAAAGGGGAUGCCCAAUCUCUUCCCUUGUGGUCAUGCCUCCGCCCCCCUACUUCAUAAUCAUUUGUACUCAUAUAUAUUUGUAUUUUAUUCUGUGAUAGCGAAUAAUAAUUUCUACGUAUAUCUUCCGCUUUCAACUGAUCCUUAGUCACUCCUGCUCAGACGAA
Molecule: messenger RNA, 990 nt
Organism: Drosophila guanche
Lineage: Eukaryota; Metazoa; Arthropoda; Insecta; Diptera; Drosophilidae
Gene: Cpr66Cb
Product: adult-specific cuticular protein ACP-22
Exons: 3
Coding region: 117-611 (164 amino acids)
Cellular component (GO): extracellular matrix
Source: RefSeq, a predicted model, not a curated record